Messenger RNA from Sorex fumeus (smoky shrew), 4653 nucleotides. It is a transcript of the gene USP6NL, whose product is annotated as USP6 N-terminal like. Bases 449 to 2833 code for a protein of 794 amino acids. The record is from RefSeq and is a predicted model, not a curated record. The transcript has 15 exons. NCBI's taxonomy places the organism in Eukaryota, Metazoa, Chordata, Mammalia, Eulipotyphla, Soricidae.
GCGCGGAGGCGGGGUCCCGGGCGGGCCGCCCUGGAGGCGGGGGCCGUUUCCAUAGCGGCCGCGGGAGGUGUCGCGCCGGGCCACUUCCUGGUUCCCGGGCUCGGCCGCGCCGGGAUCGGGGACGGAAACAAUGGGGCGGAGGGCACUGCGGUAGCCGCCGCGACCUGCCGCGCCGCCGGAGCCCGCAGCGCCUCAGCGCCCCAGCAGCGCCUCAGCCCGCGCCUCAGCCGCGCCUCAGCGAGCGCCUCAGCGAGCGCCUCAGCCCGCGCCUCAGCCGCCCCUCAGCGAGCGCCUCAGCGAGCGCCUCAGCAGCGCCUCAGCAGCGCCUCAGCCCCGCGCAGCCCCCGCCCCCGGCCCGGCCUGAGGACAUGUAUUCCUCUGAGCAGCCUUGGACAGCAGAGUGUGCUUUCCUCGUCGAUUGGGACUGCGCCUGGAGCCCUUUCCAGCCAUGAAUACAGACCAAGAUGUAGCCCUCAGACUUGCCCAGGAGAGAGCUGAGAUCGUAGCUAAGUAUGACCGAGGACGAGAAGGUGCAGAGAUUGAACCUUGGGAAGAUGCCGAUUACCUGGUUUACAAAGUCACGGAUAGAUUUGGCUUCUUACACGAGGAGGAGCUUCCCUACCACAAUGCAGCUAUGGAACGGCAAAAACAACUGGAAAUUGAAAGAACGACUAAAUGGCUGAAAAUGCUGAAAGGCUGGGAAAAAUACAAGAAUACGGAAAAGUUUCACAGGAGAAUUUACAAAGGAAUCCCACUCCAGCUCAGGGGGGAAGUGUGGGCCCUGCUCCUGGAGAUCCCAAAAAUGAAAGAAGAAACAAGAGAUCUUUAUAGUAAAUUAAAACUCAGAGCACGGGGUUGUUCACCUGAUAUCAGACAAAUAGACCUUGAUGUCAACCGCACGUUUAGGGACCAUAUUAUGUUUAGAGACAGAUAUGGUGUCAAGCAGCAGUCCCUGUUCCAUGUGCUUGCCGCGUAUUCCAUCUACAAUACGGAAGUUGGCUACUGCCAGGGCAUGAGCCAGAUCACAGCCCUACUCCUCAUGUACAUGAAUGAGGAAGAUGCCUUCUGGGCCCUAGUGAAGCUGUUCUCAGGCCCCAAGCACGCCAUGCACGGCUUUUUUGUCCAUGGUUUUCCUAAACUUUUGAGGUUCCAAGAACACCAUGAAAAGAUACUGAAUAAAUUUCUCUCCAAGCUUAAGCAGCACUUGGAUGCUCAAGAAAUCUACACAAGUUUUUACACAAUGAAAUGGUUUUUUCAAUGUUUUCUUGAUCGUACUCCCUUUACACUAAACCUCAGAAUAUGGGAUAUCUACAUCUUUGAAGGAGAAAGAGUUCUCACCGCUAUGUCUUAUACAAUCUUAAAAUUACACAAAAAACAUCUGAUGAAAUUGUCUAUGGAAGAACUCGUUGAAUUUCUUCAGGAAACCUUGUCAAAGGAUUUUUUCUACGAAGAUGACUUUGUAAUAGAACAACUUCAGAUUUCCAUGGCGGAACUAAAGCGGGCAAAAUUAGACCUUCCAGAGCCUGGUAAGGAGGAAGAGUAUCCUAAGAAACCUUUGGGACAGCUACCCCCUGAGUCCCAGCCUCCUGCUGUCUGUCACCUGAGCAACGGGCAGAAGAGUGUGGGCAAGGCCAGUCCCCAUGUGAGUGACAGGAGGGAAAGUGACUCCUCACCCCGCAAGAAGCUCGAGUCCCCCGUCCACCAGCAGAGUCGUGGCGGAACCCCGGAGCGAGCCAGGCACCCCAGAGCGAAGGCGCUGGACGAGGCCAACAGACGGCUGAAGGACGAGGCUGACCUGCGGAAGAAAGUCACCCCCCCGUUCCAGGACAAUUCCACUCAGUACAACCACGCGGCUGCUAACCAGAAUAGCAAUGCCACCUCCCAGGGCAGGCGGGAGUUCGUGCCCAGAUGGAACAAGCCGGCCGACAGCUCCGCGCCAGACAGCAGCACCAAGCAGGUGCUGAACCGCUCUGCUCCGCCCGCCCUCACCGUCACCGGCCCCAGCUCUGAGGCGCGCCUGGCCAACGGAAAUGGCCAUGGGCGGCAGAAGAUGCGGGCUCCGGGCACUGAUGAUGAGAAGCGGGGCUCCAAUGCCUCCCAGUACGACAACGUCCCCGAGAACGACAAUGGCGCAUGUGUGGAGGAGGCACUGGAGAGGGCGGUCGCGCACCCCCACAGCCCCAGGAGGCAGGCGGCCGAGCCCAACACCCCCGUCAGGCUCCCCUACUCGAGGUACGCGGCACAGCUGGAGGGUGCCGACCGAGGGCCAGUGCCCCCGCCCUCCUACAGCCACCCACCCGGGUACCGCGGUGACUCCCCACAGGCGCCCUCAUCCAGGAGACCUUACCCUUCGGCCCUCUCAGCCCACACUUCUCCAGACAGACCUUCCGGCCGCCCCACGCCCAUCGUCCUGCCUUCCAAUAGGAUCGAAGUGCUUCCAGUGGACUUCGGUGCUGGUGGCUACUCAGGCAGCUCAGGGUCCCCACAGCACGGGGCGUUCAUCAUCCCUCCUGUGGAUUAUUUGCCCGAUGACCGGAAGUGGUCGGAAGUGAGUCACACCUACAGACCCGAAGUGCACGGCCAGUCCUGGACACAGGAGGCGAGGCGCAAUCACCAGGGCCACUUGACGAAGUUUCCCACCUUCCAGCAAGGGCCCUUCCAGGACCACAGCCUCCCCCCCGUGUCCGUGGAUAGCCCCGUGCGCUACAGAACUUCCCCGGCGCUGAACGAUGCCGGCAGCUCGUCGGGGUUCCAGUGCUCAGGGCCCUCGCCGGCGGCCUACCACUACCGAAACCGAGACAGACUCGCCAUUCAGGAGUCAGUGUUGCUAUGAGAAAGACCUCUGCUGACACUCACGAGAGUGGGGCACGCUGGGAGACCACCAGGCUUCAUUCCUGGUCGCCAAAGCAGUAUUCACGUCUGUGAACAGACGUGCGCUUCCCGCCUAGGUCAGGAGUCCAGUCCGUGGCAGUGUGGCCACCCCGGGGGCCACCGCUGCAGAUGAACGUCAUCAGCGUGCUGUCACGAACCUGCUCGAAUGAAGUCCACAGUGAGGUGCAGCAGUAGCGUUCAGGGGCACACGCAUGCACAUACGUACACACGCACAGCGGCCCUGUCCCUAGUCUCAUUCCCGGCUCUCUCCAAAACCUGGACCUUGGGCUCCAUUGGUCCAUUCUGUUUGAGUAAUGUUACAAAGCACUGAGAAACUGGCUCUGGAUUUGGUAUUUUUGAGGCUAUAUGUAGUCUGUGUGUCUUUGACUAGAUAUUACGGGCAUCUACGCAUACCCAUUUGAACCCAUAACUAAAGAAUCCCUGUUAGAGGAACCUGCCUUUAAUCUGGAUCCAGAAAAUAAUUUAUUGUCUUGUACGCAUCCUUCCCUCCCCGCCCACCCCAGUCUUUAUUCCAGGUUUUGUCCCUUCUGUUUUUAACCCAGAUCCGAAACUGACCACCAGUCUCCAUUUCCUGUCUCUGCCUGCCCGCCCAGGGCUGUCACCCCCACUGCCUCUCCUUCCCCUCUGAGACACGCAGCAGGGGCAAGGCUGACUGCUCAUUGGUGCUUACAAACCUGGCCAGUUCAGGCCAGCUCGGGGCCAGAGACUGGCACUCGGGCCACUCCCAUGCAGUAGCAUGGCCACCCCUGCCUCUGUUAUGGUUCUGGCCAGAGGUGGGGAGAGCAUGCCCGCAGGGAGGGCAGCGGAGACCCUCUACCCUGAAAACCUUUGCCUUCUCCACGUGGCGCUUUCUGGCACUUUCUUGAGAGAAUGUAGUCAGUGGGAAUUGCUGAAGUUAUGUCAUCAGAUAAUCCUCAUGGGAAUGUGUGGGAGCUGGUUCUGCUUACCUCUAGGAAUCUGAGACGUGGGGCUUUAAAGAGUUAGAGAUUUACACACACACACACACACACACACACACACACACACACACACACUCUCAGACUGUGUGUGACUUCCAUGCUUUCAAAAUUCCUCCCCCCCCCCCUUUUCAGUUAAAAAAUUCAGGUUCAUGGUAAAAAGAAAUUAGUAAUGUUCUUAACAUUAUUCAAUUACACUACGAUUGCCAAAACACUGACAAAGCGUGGAGCACUCCACAGAGGCCCGACAGGGCGUGUCCUGGGAGCGGGCACCAGCGUAGAUCCGAGGUGGAUGGCCCGGGGCUGGCGCGGGGCUGUGGGCGCCCAAGGUACAGAGUGACAGUGGUGUAGCUAGUGAAUGUGACGAUAUGUCUUAUGUAUAUAGAGUCUAAUGUAAUUCUAAUCAAGUUGGUAAUGAUGUGAUGGAAUGGCCAAGCAGAUGCAGCGUCGCAGCACAGCUGAGUGCCCAUGCCUCUGGCCCCUCAAUUCCGAUCAUGUGGAAGCUCUGAAAUAAACAUCUGAAAAUGGCGCCAGAUAUCAAUUCCAGUUUUUAAACUGUGAUUCUGUAACUGGUAAUAAACCAAACUACAAUUUUGUGUAUGAUGAUGGCCUCUAAGCUGCUCAAAAAAUAUAUAUAUAAAUACGUACAUAUAUAUCAGUUGGGGUAAAUGCUGUAGAUUUUAUAUAUAUAUACAUGCAAGAUAUAUAUAUAUAUACACACAUACUAUUUUCUUAAGUCAUCUAUGACAUUUUUUAUCUAUACUUUUUUUGAUGAUUGUUUUUAACAUGCUAAAAGUAAUAAGUA